AUGACCUUUGUGAAUGUAUUGUGCAACAGGAGCAACUGGGAGUUCAGUAUUUUGCCCAAGGACACUUCGACACGAUCACGGGAGGACGGUAGAUCAAACCCGCAACUUUCAGGCGAGAACAGUUGUGGUUCUCUAAAGCAGUGGCUCCAGUCAGCUGCUGUUUCGGUGGAGAUCAAGAACAGGGGUUUCCAUAGGGAGGUAGAGACCACAGUUGAGCUCCACCAUUAUGUGUUCAAGAAGGUCAGCGUUUUGCUGCUUCAUAGAUGGCCCAGUGGCGUCUAUGUGGACCCCUACCAGCUCUCUUUCCUGACUGAUAAAGUUGACUGGCAAAUAUUAGUGGGCUCGGCCAUUGAUUUGGAGGUUCCUGCACACCAGUCUUUGGGAUUUGUAACCUAUGUUUACCCCACCUUCACUGAGCCGCUGAAAGUCACCAUUCCAAUACACGGCCGCUACCAUCCGCCCUCCUUUGCUGGGGGAACAUAUGAAUUCAUCACCAUAGACCCCCCAGAGCUGCUUUUGCGGACGGAAGAAUGUUCAGAGUGGAACAAUUUAGAGCCUCACACAGCGAUGGAAGCCCCCUGCACUGCUGAUAAUACAAGUACAUGUCUGUGGGUUAACGUGAACCAUCAAAAGAAGCACAGCCAUGACACCCUGCAGUUACCAAUAGGUGAUGGUUCCUUGGUGAGACCAGUUUGCACUGUAACGCUGCUGGUCACCAUCAUGUGCUGCUUGGCACUUUCCAAAUACAUGUGGAAGUAUCGUAUUGUUUAAAAUGUUUUCUUUCAUUACUUUAAAGCAUUACCUGCUUUUUGUGCACUGUAAAGAUUUAUUUAAAAAAAAACAACCUUUUCCCACUCAAGUUUCUUAACUGCAAAUCCAUCCAUCCAUCAAUUUUCUAUGCCACUUCUCAUUAGGGUCGCGGAGGUAUGCUGGAGCCUAUCCCAGCUGAUUUCAGGCGAGAGGCGGGGUACACCGGACUGGUCGCCAGCCAAUCACAGGGCACAUACAGAACCCCUGGCAAAAAUUAUGGAAUCACCAGUCUCGGAGGAUGUUCAUUCAGUUGUUUAAUUUUGUAGAAAAAAAGCAGAUCACAGACAUGACACAAAACUAAAGUCAUUUCAAAUGGCAACUUUCUGGCUUUAAGAAACACUAAAAGAAAUCAAGAAAAAAAGAUGUGGUAGUCAGUAACAGUUACUUUUUUAGACCAAUCAGAGGGAAAAAAUUACGGAAUCACUCAAUUCUGAGGAAAAAAUUAUGGAAUCAUGAAAAAAACAACAACAAAAGAAUACUUCAACACACCACUAGUACUUUGUUGCACCACCUCUGGCUUUAAUAACAGCUCGCAGUCUCAGAGGCAUGGACUUAAUGAGUGACAAACAAUACUCUUCAUCAAUCUGGCUCCAACUUUCUCUGAUUGCUUUUGCCAGAUCAGCUUUGCAGGUUGGACCAUUUUCUUCAACUUCCACCACAGAUUUUCAAUUGGAUUGAGAUCCGGACUAUUUACAGGCCAUGACAUUGACCUUAUGUGUCUUUCUUCAAUGAAUGUUCUCACAGUUUUUUCUCUAUGGCAAGAUGCAUUAUCAUCCUGAAAAAUGAUUUCAUCAUCCCCAAACGCCCUUUCAAUUGAUGGGAUAAGAAAAGUGUCCAAAAUGUCAACGUAAACUUGUGCAUUUAUUGAAGAUGUAAUGACAGAGAACAUGCAAACUCCACACAGAAAUGUUAACUGCAAAUAAUUUGUUUCAAAUAUAGUACGUGGUUGAAGAAAUAAGGAUUUCCAGCCAUGGCAAAACAACGUUAGAUAUGACACAUGGCACAAGUUAUGUUUUUUAUUGUUUUUUUAUUAUUUUUUUUUUAAAUAAUAAAACUAAGGUCAAAUAAAAAAAUUACUAAAAUGGAAAUAAAGUCUUAAUUUUAUGAAAAUAAGGUAAUUUGGGGGGAAUUAGGUCACAGCACUUGAUGGGAAAAAAAAUGAAGGAGAAAAAAAUAAAAUAUAAGAAUAAAGUCCGAAAAAGUAACCAUUUUACAAGAAUAAUCCAACUAGAAAAGUCACAAUAUUAUGAGGGGGAAUAAAGUGAGCAUAAAACGAAAGGUAGUAGCAAAAUCUGUUACAAAAAUGGAGUUGUAAUAGUAUGGGGAAAGUAAUAAUUUUGUAAGCAUAAAGCCAUUAUAUGACAGUCUUUGCAAACAGUAUAUACUAAAUAAUAAUAAAUAAUACAUAAUAAAAAAAUACAUCUGUUUAUCCAUUUUAAACGACAGUUUAUUCAGCUGAAGCCAAUAAAACAAUUGAUAAUGAUUACAAAUGUGUGUAAUAUGAACUGUAAUAAAUAAUGGAAGAAAAAAAAACGCAAGCAUGAAAUUAAAAACUGUGUGUGUUAAAAUGUAUAAAAAGUAAAGUAAACUUCUACUUGAAAUACUAUAGUUACAUUAUGUAUAAUAGACCACAUGUACGUAUGUUGCAUACAGUAGGUAUAAAUACAUUGUCGGACUACUGUACCCAUAAUGCCUUUGGACUAAUAGUCCAUUUUUGACGCUUCAAUGCCUCAACAAUCACCUUAUAGUGUACCUUAUAGACUUUUAUCAACAGUGUGUACUUUUUGUGAGUCUUUGGUCUUCAGAAACUUGAUCGUCCAUUCAUUUUAAAACACCUGUUAUUAUUGUAUUGAACAGGCAGGGCUGGGUUGCUACUUCCGCUUCCUGUUUCGCCGUAUCGCAAUCAUCGAAGGGCCCCCCAAAAGAAAGAUAGAGGAAAAAAGUUGCGCUGUAAAUCGUUGUCAUUUUACUUUAACUUAUUCAAACCACAGAGCCCUCACCGUUUCAGAUGAAGUACUUUUCCCGGAUUUUCAAAAAGUAUUUUUUUUUUUUUAAA
Dunckerocampus dactyliophorus (ringed pipefish) is the source of this 2866-nucleotide messenger RNA. It is a transcript of the gene pigx, whose product is annotated as phosphatidylinositol glycan anchor biosynthesis, class X. The transcript has 7 exons. Gene Ontology annotation, cellular component: endoplasmic reticulum membrane. NCBI's taxonomy places the organism in Eukaryota, Metazoa, Chordata, Actinopteri, Syngnathiformes, Syngnathidae. Bases 1 to 771 code for a protein of 256 amino acids. The record is from RefSeq and is a predicted model, not a curated record. Gene Ontology annotation, biological process: GPI anchor biosynthetic process.